AUGUCCUCCGAUUUCAAGGUUGCUAUCUCCCACAAGAGAGAUAUUUCUACAGACGAUCAAAGUCCUCGCAAGAAAAUGACCCAAGAAAGCACUGGCAAGUGCCCUGUCGUGCACACUGCCGACACUGGCAGGAAGAACCCCGAUUGGUGGCCCAAUGCCGUCAAGCUCAACAUCCUCCGCCAGCACAACCCCUCCAGCAACCCGUACGGCCCCGACUUCGACUACGCCGCUGCGUUUAAGUCCCUCGACUACAAUGGCCUCAAGAAAGAUCUCCAUGCUCUCAUGACUGACUCCCAGGACUGGUGGCCGGCCGAUUUCGGUCACUAUGGCGGUCUGUUCAUUCGCAUGAGCUGGCACGCCGCCGGCACUUACCGCGUCUUUGAUGGCCGUGGUGGCGGUGGCGAGGGCCAGCAGCGUUUUGCUCCCCUCAACAGCUGGCCCGACAACGGUAACCUUGACAAGGCCCGUCGUCUCCUCUGGCCCAUCAAGCAGAAGUAUGGCAACAAGAUCAGCUGGGCUGAUCUGCUUGUUCUCGCCGGUAACGUGGCUCUUGAGUCCAUGGGCUUCAAGACCUUUGGCUUCGCCGGUGGCCGUGCCGACACCUGGGAGUCUGACGAGGCCGUCUACUGGGGCUCCGAGCCUGAGUGGAUGACCGACAGCCACCGCUACGGCAAGGACUCUAGUGGCAAGCGUGACCCCGAGAGCCUUGAGAAGCCUCUUGGUGCUCAGAUCAUGGGUCUCAUCUACGUCAACCCUGGUGUUGAGGACCCCGUCGUUGCUGCUCACGACAUCCGCACCACCUUUGGCCGCAUGGCCAUGAACGACGAGGAGACUGUCGCUCUCAUUGCUGGUGGCCACACCUUUGGCAAGACCCACGGUGCUGCUCCCGACAGCAACGUCGGUGCCGAGCCGGCUGGCGCCGGCAUCGAGGCUCAAGGCUUUGGAUGGAAGAACGCCCACAACUCUGGCAAGGGCCCUGAUGCCAUCACCUCUGGCCUUGAGGUUACCUGGACCAAGACCCCUACAAAGUGGAGCAACCAGUUCUUCGAGUACCUCUUCAAGUUCGAGUGGGAGCUCACCAAGAGCCCUGCUGGCGCUCCCCAGUGGGUUGCCAAGAACGCGGAGCCUUUCAUCCCUGAUGCUUUCGACCCCAGCAAGAAGCACCUCCCCAAGAUGCUGACAACUGAUCUGUCGCUCCGCAUGGAUCCCGCUUACGAGAAGAUCUCUCGCCGCUUCCUCGAGAACCCCGAUCAGUUCGCGGAUGCGUUUGCCCGCGCUUGGUUCAAGCUGCUGCAUCGCGAUCUGGGUCCUAAGGCUCUCUACAUCGGACCCGAGAUUCCCUCUGAGGAUCUCCUCUGGCAGGACCCUAUCCCUGCUCUGAACCACCCUGUUGUCGACAACAACGAUGUUGCUGCUCUCAAGAAGGCUAUUCUCGACACUGGCCUCAGCACCUCCAAGCUCGUCUCCACUGCUUGGGCUUCUGCCUCUACUUUCCGUGGUAGCGACAAGCGUGGUGGUGCCAACGGUUCCCGCAUCCGUCUCGCCCCCAUGAAGGACUGGGAGGUCAACAACCCCGGUCAGCUCGCCGAGGUUCUCAAGCAGCUCGAGGGUAUCCAGAAGAAGUUCAACGACUCCCAGAGCGGCGGCAAGCGUGUCUCGAUUGCCGAUCUUAUCGUUCUUGGUGGUGCUGCUGGUGUCGAGCAGGCGGCCAAGGGCGCUGGUGUCGACAUCACCGUCCCCUUCACUCCUGGUCGCAUGGACGCCACUGCGGAGCAGACUGACGUUGAGUCCAACAACUACCUCGAGCCCAUUGCCGACGGUUUCCGCAACUACGCCGGUCGCGCUGCCAUCGACCGCCUGGAGCACUGGGUCGUGGACCGCGCUCAGCUGCUCACUCUCACUCCUCCCGAGCUUGCCGUGCUCAUUGGCGGCCUCCGCACCAUCAACGUCAACUACGACGGCUCCUCCAACGGUGUCCUCACCUCGCGCCCUGGUACUCUGAGCAAUGACUUCUUCACCAACCUCCUCGACAUGAACACUGUCUGGGAGCCCAUCCAGCCCGAGUCUGGUGUUUACAAGGGUAGUGACCGCAAGUCUGGGCAGCAGAAGUGGACUGCCACCCGUGUCGAUCUUAUCUUCGGUUCGCACGCUGAGCUCCGCGCUCUUGGCGAGGUCUAUGCCCAGGCCGACAAUGCCCAGAAGUUUGCCAAGGACUUUGUCGCUGCUUGGGACAAGGUCAUGAACCUGGACCGUUUCGACGUCAAGGUCGCCAGCAAGCCUCGUCUGUAA
This is a messenger RNA of Cordyceps fumosorosea ARSEF 2679, 2289 nucleotides long. Its product is annotated as peroxidase/catalase 2. Gene Ontology annotation, biological process: hydrogen peroxide catabolic process; cellular response to hydrogen peroxide. The record is from RefSeq and is a predicted model, not a curated record. Gene Ontology annotation, cellular component: cytosol. Gene Ontology annotation, molecular function: heme binding; catalase activity. Lineage: Eukaryota; Fungi; Ascomycota; Sordariomycetes; Hypocreales; Cordycipitaceae. The transcript is spliced from 4 exons. The coding region runs from base 1 to 2289 and encodes 762 amino acids.